This is a messenger RNA of Theobroma umbraticum, 2141 nucleotides long. RefSeq names its product serine/arginine-rich 22 (gene RSZ22). The record is from RefSeq and is a predicted model, not a curated record. Gene Ontology annotation, molecular function: zinc ion binding; RNA binding. NCBI's taxonomy places the organism in Eukaryota, Viridiplantae, Streptophyta, Magnoliopsida, Malvales, Malvaceae.
GAAUAUUGAGCACCAACUGACUGUUUUUGCCGGCCAUAAAACUUGUUGGCAUAUAAAAAAAAUCAAAAGCCCUAGUUCCCCCAAAAACCAAAAGGCGGAAGCAGCUGCUACGGCCUCUCCUCUUUCCUCCUCUGCGUAACGCACCAGGUUUUCUUUUGAAUCCCAAAAAACUAUGUCUCGCGUGUACGUGGGUAACCUUGACCCACGAGUCUCGGAGCGAGAUCUUGAAGACGAGUUUCGUUGCUUUGGAGUUAUUCGAAGUGUAUGGGUUGCUCGUAGGCCACCGGGUUAUGCUUUUAUUGACUUUGAUGAUCACAGAGAUGCUGAGGAUGCAAUCCGUGAAGUAGAUGGCAAGAAUGGCUGGAGAGUUGAGCUUUCUCAUAAUUCUAGAGGCAGAGGUGGACGCACCGGCGGAGGUGGUCGUGGACGCUCUGGUGGUUCUGAUUUGAAGUGCUAUGAGUGUGGUGAGCCUGGUCAUUUUGCUCGAGAAUGCCGUAUGCGUGGUGGUUCAGGAAGACGUCGCAGUCGCAGCCCUAGAUAUCGCAGGAGCCCAAGCUAUGGACGCAGAAGUUACAGUCCUCGUGGACGAUCCCCAAGACGUCGUAGUGUCUCUCCUCGUGGGCGUAGCUACAGCAGAUCUCCGCCAUACCGUGGUCGUGAGGAAUUGCCGUAUGCUAAUGGAAAUGGUGUAAGGGAACGCCGUCGAAGCAGGAGCUAAGUACCUCAAGGAUGUAACUUUUAUAUGAGGAGACUGGGAUUAAGUGUGUUUAUUGUGUUUGGACUUCAGUGCAACUAUUUUUAAUUGGCCCUCAGCCUCUUGGAUUUGGAUAAGUUUCUUUUUGUUUUUCUUUAUUCUAUGAUGGUUUUCUUUGCUUUACUUAUGCUAAAUAGUCCUUUUUUCUAUGUAGGAAAAAAGUUGCUUUAGAUGGCCUUUAUAAAUUUAUUGAGAAAUCAUUCUGGAACUCUGCUAAAAAAUUCAUGCUUUUCUUUUUGUGUUGAGGUGUCUUCUGGGUCUGCCUCAUUGGUUUUUGCUCUUCUACACUCCCCUGGGAUUUACUUCUUUGCUGCCCGGCUAUGGGAUCUUCAAUUCUCGAUGAUUGUGGGUCCCAUUUGGCAUCAUCUCUAGUUGCUACUGUUUGAAUGAAUCUCUCCAGCUGUGAUGCACUACUCUAGUGGCAUUUUCUUACUUUAUCUUAAAAGGAAUGAGGAGGUGCGUCAAAUGCUUCUGGCAGGUACUUAUAUCUGUUCUACAGAAGUUGAUGUUUUAGGGUCCUUACAUGAGUGGGAUUGGUAAUUCACAGAUAUAAUUUCUUUGCAAACUUUUGAAAAUGACAACAAAAAUGAUUUAGAAGGAUGCAAGGAUAUUUUACUUACUGUUUUUAUAACAUGUUUUUGGUCAUUCAGCUGACAAGCAAGAAUAAAUUUGGAGUCUUCUACUUCUAUUGGGUUGGAAAGUUGGGAUGCCGAACUUGCUUUUCUUCCUAGUGUCUUCAUCUAGAUCCAGAUGAUAAUACAUGAUAAAAAAGGGGUGUUUGCUUUUUUUUAUUUAUUAUUAUUUACCAUUUGAAGUGAGUCUUCUGUCAACAUUUUUUGGGGGCUACAUGAAAUGGGGGUUUUCUGGGAUGGUUGGCUUUUAGCUGCAGAACUUGAUGAUCUCUGAGCAUGUUCUCGCAAGUUAAUUAUGAUUCGACCACCCAGCUAUAUAUUGGGGUCUCUUCAUAGGCUGCAAAACAAGUGUAGGUGAAGUGACAUUGCCAGUUCUCUUUGGUCUCUACUGGAGGAUGGUAAACCUAUCAAAAUUUGGUGGUUGUGUUUGCGUUUUAACAGCACGGAGCUUUUCUCUCUCUUCCUGUUUAUGGUCAUUGCUUAGGAAUGUUAAUCUUCAUUGCGCGCCUUUGAAUCUCUUUGCUACAAGUGAGAUGGUUAUGCAGCUGGACCUCAUCAUGUUUUUGGCCCUGUGGAAUAUUAGACUGAAACAAGAGCAGGGAUAAAGUUUUCAUAUUAGGUUUCAUAGGGUUCAAUCAUUUUAGAUUGGGAAUUCUUCUACUUUGAAAAAUGUCUUGAUGAAUUCAUUAUAUUUUUCUGAAACUAUUUUUUUUUAUAUGAAUAUGGUCAAAAGAGGGUCACACUUUUGUUUGUUU